AUGCUAUCUCCUCGCCACCUUCUGCCGACCCUGUGGCUGCUUUUGUUUCAGCAAAUAUGCACUGCUUCAUACACUUUGAAAGAUGAUUAUGGUAAUGAUGAAAAGUUCUUCGACAAGUUUGAUUUUUCACAGGGCUAUGUGAGCUACGUCGACAGAUCGACUGCAAAGACCUCUGGCCUCAUAAGCGCAUCAGGUGGCUCUGUCUAUUUUGGUGUCGACACUAGAAACUCUGCAUGGGGUUCCGGUCGCCAAAGUGUGCGAUUGACAAGUCAUCAGGAUUAUACCCAUGGCUUGGUUGUUUUGGACCUGGCCCAUAUGCCUGGGAGUGUGUGUGGUACCUGGCCAGCAUUUUGGAUGAUCGGCACCGUCCCUCCAACAGCUGGUGAAAUUGACAUCAUCGAAGGAAUGAAUGAAGGUCCAACAAACUUGGUCACCCUACACACAAAUCACGAUGGGUGCACAGUCAAUAAUUCUGGGUUCAGCGGCAUUCUUGGCCGAGAUACUUGUUACAUCUACUCAACAGGCCUCGGCGGCAGCGGUGGGUGUAGCAUUGUUGAUCCAAACCCCGAGUCAUAUGGCGGUAUCUUCAACGGAGGUGGUGGUGGAGUCUAUGCGACAGAGUGGACAAGCGAUGUUAUUCGAGUCUGGCACUUCUCUCGCUCAAAAAUACCAGGGAAUGUUCAAUCUGGCUCACCUGACCCUUCGACAUGGGGCACUCCAGUUGCCAGUUUCUCCGGUGGUUGUAAUAUCGACGCGCAAUUCAACAAUCUUCACCUUGUUUUCGACAUCACCUUUUGUGGUGAUUGGGCCGGGGGCACAUGGGCCAGCAGCAGGGUGUGUGCCUCCAAGGCACCCACAUGUGUCGAUUAUGUUCGGAACAAUCCGAGAGCCUUCGAGGAGUCAUAUUGGAGAGUGAAUUCACUCAAGGUGUAUCAACGAAGUUGA
Penicillium longicatenatum is the source of this 945-nucleotide messenger RNA. Its product is annotated as glycoside hydrolase family 16 protein. The transcript has 4 exons. Gene Ontology annotation, molecular function: hydrolase activity, hydrolyzing O-glycosyl compounds. Bases 1 to 945 code for a protein of 314 amino acids. Gene Ontology annotation, biological process: glucan catabolic process. Lineage: Eukaryota; Fungi; Ascomycota; Eurotiomycetes; Eurotiales; Aspergillaceae. The record is from RefSeq and is a predicted model, not a curated record.